This is a messenger RNA of Nematostella vectensis (starlet sea anemone), 3300 nucleotides long. RefSeq lists its product as uncharacterized. The record is from RefSeq and is a predicted model, not a curated record. The coding region runs from base 1033 to 2439 and encodes 468 amino acids. NCBI's taxonomy places the organism in Eukaryota, Metazoa, Cnidaria, Anthozoa, Actiniaria, Edwardsiidae. The transcript is spliced from 2 exons.
UUUAAUUUAUUUAUUUUAUUUAUUUUAGUUAAUUAAUUAAUGAAUGUAUUUAUUUAUACAAUUAAUUUAUAUCCACAGUGAUGGUAACCCCUUUGUGGAUUAACAAUGUAGAUGUAGAUGUAGAUGUAUAAUUCUUUGUUCUUUUCAACGUUUAUAUAUCAAGCUCAUACUUACGAACGUCUUACCAUGGCAGAAUUCGUGGCGGGGUAUGCACAGAUUCUACAAUUACGAGAGAUCAGUUCGUUCGAGCGCGCCGAACGACACAAACAUUUGGUAACGCUGAUGUACCACGCACAGCUAUACGAAUGGGAGGCGGUGCUUGCCUUCCAUGGAGCGGUUUUGCUUGAAAUCGAACGUGGCUUAUUGAAGUGGGGUGAUUCCUUUUCCCACCUCGAAAGCAGAACCCUCCAUGGUCAGCUACUUUCACCGCCGAAAAAGCAGUCUUACAGUUCAGGGCCGACAUUGUUUUGUAGAGAUUAUCAACGCGAGAAGUGCAUUCAUACCAAGGAUCAUUAUGGUUACGUCCGAGGCGAACGUAAAUGGGUAAAACAUAUUUGUGCGGCUUGUUGGGUACAAUCGAGAAAACAGGAAUCGCAUAGAGAGGAUUCAUCUGAUUGUCCUCUUUCAGGGGAAUCAAAAAACUGAUAAACUUCGCCCUUGGUCAAGACAUUGGGGGCGUUCCUUCCGUUACUGUUGCUUCAUUUCCGGAUAUGUCGUUUUGUGCUUUGAAUGCUGAUGCUUGCUCCCAGCCGCUAAAGGCUGCAGUUCCUGACUGUCGUGGCUUUUCCACGGGCGCUGAUUAUAUUCAUGAUGUGUGUUUUCCUCAGCCGGUGGAGGCUGGUGUUCUAGACUGUCGUGGUUUUUCCACGGCCUUUCCUCGUGACUCUCAGCAGGCGAAUGAUUUUUAUUUGUACGCACAUGAGUUAGUUUUUUCGUUCUGGUCGCCCGAACUUUGUGGUUUCUCGCCUGCCCGUUCCAAGUUCCCUAAAGAUCAAUACUUGGAGGACUUUGUUGUAUGAUUAUGCCGACCAAAUGAUUUGUGAUUUCCUGGAGUUUGGUUGGCCGGUGGGUUUCACUGGCGAUACUGUUCCUAUUUUUGAUGCUCGCACUCACCGGGGUGCGCUCAAUUUUGCGACUCAAGUUUCAGAGCAUUUACAACGUGAAGUAUCGCUUGGUCGUGUCGCUGGGCCGUUUACGGAUCCUCCCUUCGGGGGUGGAUUUGUUACUUCACCGUUGAACACGGUUCCCAAGCGAGAUUCUGAAGAACGUAGGGUAAUUGUGGACUUGAGCUGGCCUAAGGGCGGUUCAGUAAAUGAUGGUAUUCCGUGUGAUAGUUUUCUGGGAGAUCCGUUCGUGACUUGUUAUCCCACUAUAGAUGACAUUGUGGAAGCGAUCGUGCAGUUUGGCCCGGGUUGUUUUCUCUAUAAGAGGGAUCUGCGGCAGGCGUAUAGGCAGUUUCCUGUGGAUCCCGGCGAUUACCGUUUACUUGGGUAUAUUUGGAAUGGACAUUAUUACUUUGACACUGUUUUAACUAUGGGGUUACGCUCUGCUGCUCAGGCAUGUCAGCGCGCCACCUCAGCGGUAGCUUGGAUUCAUCGACAGCAAGGAAAAGUUUUAUUUAAUUAUUUGGAUGAUUUCAUUGGGGUUUCUGAGGCUAGCUCUGCGACUUCCGAUUUUGAGCAGCUGGGGACUCUUCUCUCCUCUCUGGGACUGAUCGAAUCUGUUUCCAAAGCUUGUCCGCCUUCAUCGCUCAUGCUGUGUUUGGGAGUGAUGGUAGACACGAAUUCAUUUACGUUGUCAGUUAGUCCUGAGCGGCUAGCGGAGUUAGAGCUUCUCUUACAUGAUUGGAGGAACCGCAAAACUGCUUGCAAACGGGAGUUACAAUCCCUAGUUGGCAAACUUGUGUUUGUUUCAAAGUGUGUUCGUCAGAGUCGGGUGUUUAUCUCGCGCUUAUUAAGUCUGCUACGAACAGUUCAAUACAAUCAUCUUCACGUUAAUUUAACCGCGGAAUUUCGCAAGGAUAUUAUUUGGUGGUGUCAUUUCCUGCGGGAAUACAACGGAGUAUCUAUGAUUAAAACUACCUCUUGGAGUUCUCCGGGGGAAGUUUUUUCUACAGACGCUUGCCUGGUUGGUUGUGGAGGCGUUUGUGACAAUGAAUAUUUCCACGCUUCAUUUCUGGAUGUGGUUGUUGCUCAGUCCCUCGAUAUAAAUUGUUUGGAACUUCUCACUAUUGUGGUGGCGCUUAAGUUGUGGGGUCAACGGUGGACGGGACUCCGUUUAACCGUGCGCUGUGACAAUCAGGUUGCUGUCACGGUAUUGAAUUCUGAUUCCUCGGCUUUGGCCUCUCUGCAAAAGGAUCUACGACAGACAUUACAAGCUGCUUAUAGCACAGGGACAUAUAGUAAUUUAAAGACUCAAUUUAAGUUAGCAUCAACAUGAUGCUAACUCUUCUACAUUGUAUUGCGCAUUUCUCUUUGCAUUUUUUCUUAUGGCGCGUAUAGCUAAUAUCGUACCGCUUUCUAUUAAGGCAUUUAAUCCUACCCGCGAUCUCACACGGGGUGGUGUUUUGUGUAACGAACACGGGCUUAUCGUCACGUUUAAGCAUACAAAAACUAUUCAGUUCGGUCAGCGUCGAUUACACAUUCCUCUGUUACGUAUUCCAGGCUCGUUAUUAUGUCCGGUCGCUGCCUAUAACAACAUGAUUCGCCUGGUACCCGCUUCUGCACGCAAACCGCUGUUUUUAUUGCUUGGUCAUUCAGGCCCGUUUGCUUUGACGAAGUCCCGUUUUGUUACCGAAUUUCGUCUGGCGCUUUGCUCAGUGGGGGUUGCUCAUGCUGACUCAUAUCGGGGUCACUCAUUUCGACGCGGCUGUGCCUCUUGGGCGUUUAACCACGGAGUACCAGGGGAAUUGAUACAGUUGUAUGGUGAUUGGGCUAGUGACUCUUACAAAUUGUAUUUAGAAUUUAGUAAUCAAUCAAAAUUGGCGCUUGCUUCCCAGCUACGUGCUUCCAUUCAGGCCAGUAGUUAGGCCUUCUGCACUGUUUUGUUGUUUGGCCGGUGGUUUGGUGGCAGAGGGGUUUAUUAUUAUUAUUUUAGUUUUUCAUUUAUCAGUUUGUAGUGAUUUUAUAAUAAACUUCUCUUAUGCCAAACACAAAACAGUGUCAGUGGUUUAUGUUGGGUUGAGGAAUUUACCCCCUUUGGGCACCUAGCUUAAAGGGAUUAAUUGCUCAAGCCAGCAUAUUGUAUUUCAGUUAUCUCUAGUCUUGAUUGCUAGCACACGUUCACAGCUUCACUCUAUAA